AUGAGUCAAUCUGCUUACCAAUCCACUAUAGAGGAUCUCCCCGAUAUAACCACCUCUACCAAUGUUACCGUUCUGAAAGAAAUCUUUGGUCUCGGGCUUUUUAUAAACAUAGCAGCUACAGGUCCAUGCAGAUUAUACGUUACUGAUUUCACUGCUAACCCACGGGUGGUUAAUUCCUUUCUUGACAGUUUUUUAGUUGACGAAUUUGAAAUACCUACAGAACGAAUCUUUCUAAUUGAUGUAUAUAAAGAGAAAUUGAAAGGGCUAAUUGAUGAGUAUGAAAGACGAUAUAGAGAACCUUUAUUAGAAAACGAUGUAAGACCACCUUUUAGAAUUUCAGAUAAAAUAUGCAUUGUUAAGGCAACGGUGGUAUUGAAGAAGUUCAACAAUAUCUUGGAAGGCAGAGCCAGAAGUGUCAGGUUGGUUAAUGAAGGAGAUUUUAAGUCGAGUGAGAAUUUGCAGAAGUUGUAUGCUAACAUUUGUAAACUACCCAAAGAAUUCUUUAAAGAAAAUUUGACUAGGGCGAAGACUGUAAUACCAAGUGUGUACUUGGAGCCGGUUUUGGCAUCCUUGGGAGAUAAGAAUUCAAAUAUCAAUGGAAAUAGUGAUACUAGCACUAAUCCAAAAUCUAAUGUAAACUCUAAUACGGGGUCGGUGAUUAAUGAUUCACAACCACGACAGACAUACGUGAAGACGGAAGAAGUAACAGAAAACAUGAUUCCUGAUACAUUAUUUCCUAAUGAUUACGUGGAUACAGCACACCAAUCAUUAGAUGCUGAUAUUCAGCAACGAGAAAAUGAAAUGGACUAUGAAAACAAUAGCUUCCCGAACCCAGCUCAUGGUGCCUUCUCACAUGGAUACUCACAACAAGGACACUCACAACGAGAACUCUCACAACAAGCCUACUAUUCAUUGAAACAACUUAAUGAUUAUCAUAGUUACGGAAUCGAUAAUGAGGUAUACAGAGUUAGAGGGAAAAUUCUUGGUUGCAAUCCAUCUGACUGGUCCCAGGUUUGUAUCAAGAAAUAUGAACAUGACUCGUUUAAGAAUAAGGUAGUCUUGAGUGAUCCUUACAUGAGGAAUUUGGAGAUUAUAUUGUGUGAUCAAAUCCCUUUAAACAGCCAAGAAGAAGUAUUGUUGGACUCUGAUAACUCAAUCACCAUUGUCCUAGAUCAAGAACAAAUUGCGCAAGCAUUAAAUACUGAAGCUAUAGAACUGGCUUAUACGAUAAUAUCCAAAUUAAAUAAAAAGUCAUUCACUAACGAAAUUCUUGAAUUUGAGCUAUAUAAGAAGUCGGUGCAUAUAAAUGCGAAAAAUCAAUUCCUUAUUUGGUCGGCUAGAAAUGUUUCAUUUGACGUUAUUAUGAAAUAA
Molecule: messenger RNA, 1371 nt
Organism: Debaryomyces hansenii CBS767
Lineage: Eukaryota; Fungi; Ascomycota; Pichiomycetes; Serinales; Debaryomycetaceae
Gene: CDC13
Product: Cdc13p
Exons: 1
Coding region: 1-1371 (456 amino acids)
Source: RefSeq, a predicted model, not a curated record